Messenger RNA from Guyanagaster necrorhizus, 2898 nucleotides. RefSeq names its product carbohydrate esterase family 9 protein. Gene Ontology annotation, molecular function: allantoinase activity. Lineage: Eukaryota; Fungi; Basidiomycota; Agaricomycetes; Agaricales; Physalacriaceae. Gene Ontology annotation, biological process: purine nucleobase catabolic process. The record is from RefSeq and is a predicted model, not a curated record. The coding region runs from base 1 to 2898 and encodes 965 amino acids. The transcript has 16 exons. Gene Ontology annotation, cellular component: cytoplasm.
AUGUCUGAGAAUCGAGAGAGCAUCGCAAAUCGCUCCUGGGUUUCUUUUUCUUCUCCCCACCUUUGGGCCUUUUGUAUUGCUACAAUCGCUCUACGACUUUUUGUCAGCAAUGUUGGCUUCUUCGCGUCGCCGAAACACCAUGACUCUCUCUUCUGGUCUGCUAAGCAACAAGGGAAUAUUCUGUCGAUAUGCGCAAGUCUAGAAAGUGUUCCGGGAGUCGUAGAGUCAGACUUUAUCACUCGAGAUACAUCUGAUAGGUACGAGCCAGGAACUAAUGCGACUUUGAUCAAGAAUGCAACGAUCUUCACGGGAGAAAUCUCGGAUGGUGAAAAGGUGGUUUUGACACGCUCAGAUAUCCUAUUAGAUAUGGGGAUCGUAAAAGCCAUUGGGAACCUUUCACUCACUUAUGGAGACUCGAACAUAUCUGUCGUCUAUGCCAAUGGGGCUUGGGUCACCCCAGGAUUAAUCGACCUUCACUCCCACCUUGGUGUCAUGAGUAUUCCGCUGACCGAGGGCGCAUCCGACGCAAACUCAAAAAAAGGACCGACAGUUCCUUGGUUGCGAAGCAUCGACGCUUUGAACACCCAUGACGAUGGAUUCAAGCUUGCAGUCGCCGGCGGCGUCACUUCGGUGAAGGUGAUCCCGGGGAAUCUGAACGCUAUUGCGGGUGAGGCAUUCAUGAUCAAGACUCGACCUACCUCAAAGCGGUCUCCCUCUUCGAUGGUCAUUGAGCUUCCCGACCUCUGGAAUGUAACAAAGCAAGAGGGGAAGUAUGUACCCUGGCGCUAUCUUCAUCAAGGCUGCGGUGAAGACCUGAUAGUAUACAACUUGACUCGCAUGGACACGAUGUGGACCUUGAGAUCAGCAUAUAUUGAGGCUCUUCAACACAAAAAAGUUCAAGAUGGAUAUUGCGCUGAUGCUCAAGCAGGUCUAUGGGCGUCCCUUCCUACUGAAUUUCCACGGAGUGUGAAAUGGGAACUGUUAACCGAGGUUCUACGAGGCAAAGUGAAGGUUUCAGUUCACUGUAACGAAGCUGUCGAUAUCGAUAGCAUGAUUAGGCUGUCAAACGAAUUUCAAUUCCCUAUCUCUGUUUUUCACCAAGCUUCAGAAGCCUGGCUUGUUACGAACGGUGUUUUGAACGAAACAUGGGGAGGAGCGCCAGCAGUCUCUCUUUACGCGACUAAACAUAGAUCCAAACGUGAAUCAUUCCGAGGGUCGGAGUUUGCGCCUCGAACGUUGGCUGAAGCCAACAUAUCCAUUGCGAUGCAGGUACGCGUAUCUCCGGCUAUGAGUUCUAGGGAUCUUAUGUUUGAAGCGCAACAAGCAUAUCAUUUUGGCCUUCCUGCACACCUUGCCCUUGCGUCGGUCACAUCGGUUCCUGCUAUGAUUGCGGGUCUUUCACACAGGAUCGGCAAACUACGAGAAGGAUGGGAUGCUGACGUCGUUAUGUGGGACUCACAUCCUUUGAGGGUGGAAGCAACUGCAGCGAUGGUUUGGAUCGAUGGUGCCCUUCAAAUCCCCUCUCCAGCUUACAAGCCUGCAAUGAAUAUUGCAAAUCCCGAAAGACGGAAAAUGCCUACAGCGCCCAACUGGGAUAAGGAAAGACUUACCGCUUCAGUGUGGGAUGGACUCCCCCCUUUGAGUAACCGUAAAGAAGACAGGAAGAUCGUCUUCUACAAUGUCAAAGAAGUUUGGACGCGUCGCUCUAAUGGGGACAUUGAGGAGAUUUUCCCUUCACCUACAGAUCCCGACAUGAAUGGACGCGGCAGAGUUGUGGUUGAACGCGGGAGCCUUAUAUGCGUCGGAGGCAAUGAUAUGUGUUUGGUUAGUGAGUAUGACGCAGUCGACUACAUUAACCUUCACGGGGGUUCCAUAUCACCUGGACUGCACGCAUACGGUACAAGUCUUGGCCUGGAAGAGAUACCUUCCGAACCAUCCACAGGAAGUGGUCACACGAUUUACAAUCCUUUCAUGGACGAUAUUCCGCAGAUUCUUCAUGAUGUUGGUGGCAUAACUCGGGCAGCAGACGCCUUGACUUUCGGAACACGGAAUGCCAAAGUAGCAUAUCGUAGUGGGGUAACAGCUGCAACUUCCUAUUUGACCGGACCACAAGGAGCCUACCCUCGCGUCGUCUUAGGGCUGUCAACGACUUUCCGAACUGGAUCGGCUCAUAGUAUGCAAUACGGAGCUGUAAUACAGGAUGUUACUGCGCUCCACAUUUCAAUAGCUAUGCCCACUGUCGGAAAGGAUCAUGUCGGAGUCAGUGACCAAGUCGCGGCUCUUCGGCGACUGCUGUUUGGUUGGGAAAGUACGGAUACAGAAACAGGUCUGUGGUUCAAAAGAGCGGCAGAGGGAGAAGUGCCAUUGGUGAUCAACGUUAAUAAUGCUGAUAUCAUGACUACACUUCUGCUACUCAAAGGUGAAGUGGAGGACAGGAUUGGGUCUAGAAUGAGGAUGGUGUUUUCGGGAGCCACAGAAGCCCACCUUCUUGCGCCGGAAAUCAGUAACUCGGGUGUCGGUAUUAUCUUAAAUUCGUUGAAACCAUAUCCGACAACCUGGGACGGACGGAGAAUAUUGGCCGGCCCACCUGUAACGAAUGAUACCACAUUGUCUACCCUCCUGAAGCAUGGAGUGACUGUCGGAAUGGGAAUGAAGGGUCCUCAGAUGGCGCAAAUCAUGCGUUUUGACCUUGCAUCUAUUGCUUUUCAGGCUCUAAAAUCCAUGGAUAGACUCGAAGUAUUGGCGUUAGCUUCGAGAAAUCUCGAUAUCUUACUUGGUGUGAGAGAAGUCAACAGAGACGUUGUUGUUUAUGAUGGGGGUAGCUUAUUCGAUCUAUCGAGUAAAGCUAUCGCGGUCAUUUCUCCUCAGCGCCAGGGAGUCGAUAUGUUCGGUGCUUGA